Plasmodium fragile is the source of this 1209-nucleotide messenger RNA. RefSeq lists its product as uncharacterized. The record is from RefSeq and is a predicted model, not a curated record. The transcript has a single exon. The coding region runs from base 1 to 1209 and encodes 402 amino acids. NCBI's taxonomy places the organism in Eukaryota, Apicomplexa, Aconoidasida, Haemosporida, Plasmodiidae.
AUGAGAAAUCUACCAUAUGUUACGUUCUCCUUGGCCCUUUUGGUUUUAUCUUCAUCGAACAGCGGCAUCCUAUGUAGUGAAGCUGGAGAGAACAAAAGCACCAAUUUGAGAAAUGGCUACAGCACAUUUAAUAGCACAUUGAACGAGGGAGACGAAAGCCAGCUGAAUGACAAGAACUAUGAUGAUGAAAUUUUUCAGAGUCCAGUGGAGGAUCUGAACGAAGUGAUUAAGAAUGUACAAGGUGUGGCUGGAGAAGGAGAAACAAUUGAUGAGCCAAGUAGUAGUUCCCUCCCUAAAGAAAAAGAAGGAAAUAUAAGAGGAGUUUCUGUUGGUUCAGGUGAUGAUGUAGAAACACUUGAAGAAAGUGAUAUGAACAAGAUGUGGGGCACUGGACUAUCGGAGGAAAAAUCAGAAGGACAAGAGCCACGUGGUGUAUCUUCCGUAUGGGAACAGAUUGAUGAGGCAUUGCCAACGCCUAAUAAUGUACAUGAAUCUCUGAAGGUGAAUCCACUUUUAUUUGACCAAAUUAAGGUUAACGACGAGGAUGUGUUGCCAAGUGCAGAGAAUGCAGAAACGGAGACCCCAUCCAACGAAUCACCCGAGAAUGAUAUCACGCAGGAGGAGAUAAUCGAGCAGGCAAAAGAAUUGGAGGAACAAUUGGAAGAGGUGAUUGAAGAGCUCAAGGAAUUAGCGGAACAAAAGGUGGACGAAGUGAUGGAAGAGCUCAAGGACGUAACGGAGGAGCAAGUAGAAGAAAUGAUUGAAGAGCUCAAGGAAGUAGCAGAAGAAGAGGUGCAAGACGUGAUGGAAGUGCUCAAGGAUGUAACGGAGGAGCAAGUAGAAGAGAUGAUUGAUGAGCUGCAGCAAGACGCGGAAGACCAGUUGCAAGAGUUUAUUGAUGAGCUGCAGGAAGACGCGGAAGACCAGUUGCAAGAGUUUAUUGAUGAGCUGAAGGAAGUGGUGCCAGAAACGCAAGUGCCCGAAGCGGAGGGAGAACAAGCACCAGAAGAAGCACAGGAGGAAAACGCAGAAGAGUCCGAUGAAAUAUCGGGCGAUGGCUUUUUCGGAGGAAUGCACCUUGGAGAAUACAUAGAUAUUGCGGGUAUUAAAAACAGUGCUGGAAAUAUGGUGAAGAAUGUGAUUAGCAUGUUCAGUGGAGAGAAUGGACUUGUGGGUAUGUUCAAGGAUUUAUCGGCAAAUUUUUCUUAA